This is a messenger RNA of Stegastes partitus (bicolor damselfish), 1596 nucleotides long. RefSeq lists its product as uncharacterized. The record is from RefSeq and is a predicted model, not a curated record. Lineage: Eukaryota; Metazoa; Chordata; Actinopteri; Pomacentridae. Bases 416 to 1222 code for a protein of 268 amino acids. The transcript has 6 exons.
AGAAAAAAGCCUGAAAUAAAACGCACCACGGCCGAAAUACUGUGGGAUCGUUGAGUAUUUUCGCUCUAGGAACGCCACACAUGCUUGACGCUCGCUGUCAUAGUGGGCGCGUAUGUUUUUUUAGCAACAAAAAGACCGAGCUAGCCCGCGGAUGCUCCAGCCGCGGCGCGCAUUUCACUCCGGGUUGCCAAACCUGCUUCUAUCCCGCUGUCUACAACCACGCAACUCUUUUUUUGUUGCGCUGUUGAAUGCGUUAUUUAUUGCAAAUGCGGGGAUAUCACUUUAGAAAGCAACUGUCCGGCUGAUUUUUGUUUGUUAUUUCAUGUUUUGUUUGUUUAAAAUACUGACCUUUGACCAGUCACGUGAUCCCCACGCUCAGCAGCUUGCUCUCUGCUCGCUUCACUAAAGCACCACAAUGAAGUUUUUGGAUCUUUUUGGGCGUCUGAAAUCUGUCGUUAUUGGAAUGAUUCAUGUCAAAGCGUUACCAGGUACCCCCCUGGGUUGUUUGAACAUGUCCCAAAUUACUGAAGACGCAUGCCGGGAGGCAGAAAUCUACCGUGAUGCAGGGGUUGAUGGCGUGAUCGUUGAAAACAUGCAUGAUAUCCCCUACUCAUUCAACGUGGGUCCUGAGGUGUGUGCCUGUAUGACGGCAGUCUGCACUGCUGUGAGAAGAGUCUGUCCAUUCCUGCCACUUGGAGUGCAAAUACUAUCUUCUGCUAACCAGCAGGCACUGGCUGUAGCUCUGGCUUCAGGUCUGGACUUCAUCAGGGCUGAGGGUUUUGUCUUUUCUCACGUGGCGGAUGAGGGUCUCCUCAAUGCCUGCGCCGGGGACUUACUACGAUAUCGCAAGCAGAUUGGAGCUGACCAUGUGCAGAUCUUCACCGACAUCAAAAAGAAGCACAGCUCCCAUGCCCUCACAUCAGACAUGACCAUUGAAGAGACGGCCCGUGCAGCCCAGUUCUUCCUCUCGGACGGACUCAUCAUCACAGGAACAGCCACUGGAGUGCAGGCUGACCCACACGAGCUCAGAGAAGUGACCCAGUCUGUGAAAAUCCCAGUGCUUAUUGGUUCAGGAGUGACCUAUGACAACAUUGAACUCUACCUCGACGCAAAUGGAAUGAUCAUCGGUUCUCAUUUUAAGUAUGGCGGCCACUGGGCCAAUGAAGUUGACCCAGACCAAGUGAAGAGGUUCAUGGAAAAGAUACGUGACCUUCGAAAAUGAAAGUGAAGCUUUUCUGUCACCCCUCUGAGGCCUUAAACGUGUUUGACCAUCUACUUUUUGUUCUGCCACAUUAAAGACACGAAGCCACCAGCUUAAGAAAACAAGUUUUAUUUGUAUUUUUUGUACAUUUUAUAAAUACACACAAAUAGAAAAAACAUAUUUAUAUUCCAAACAGUUUGAGUAACAUGAAAAAUUGAGAACCUGAUAAAAAGUACAAAAGUAAUUAUUCCAUAAGUUGUGGAACAAAAGCGACAUUUAUCUGAGCAAAUUCACUGAGUUUUUGUUUGUUUUUUUUUUUGGUUGUCACACAACAUGAAUACUGUACAGUUCAACAUGUCAUGAAAUUAACUCUGAAUACAUUUGGCAGAAAAACA